AAGGCGCUGCAAGAUGACGUCACGUCCGCCUUGUUUCAUGCAAUGGAUGUGCAGAAAGACCGAGGCGUUCCUCUGAGUACUCUUUCUCCCAAGUACCUUCACACCAAUUCAACCAGCCACACUUGGCCUUUUAGUGCCAUCGCUGAGCUCAUAGACAAUGCCUACGAUCCGGACGUUAUGGCAACCUCCUUCUGGAUCGAUAAGACCUUGGUCCACGGACAAGAGUGCCUCACGUUCAUGGAUAACGGCAACGGGCUGGAUCACCAAACCAUGCAUAAAAUGCUCAGCUUCGGCUACAGCGACAAGGUGUCGGUCCACGGCGUGGAGCCCAUCGGCAUGUACGGCAACGGUUUCAAAUCCGGCUCCAUGCGCCUGGGGAGGGACGCCAUCGUUUUUUCCCGGAGCAAAGACACCUCGUGCGUGGGGAUGCUCUCGCAAAGCUACCUGGAAGAGAUCAACGCCCAACAGAUCGUCGUGCCCAUCGUCUGUUUCGACCACACGAACGGCACCAUGUCCGUGAGAGACGAGCAAGAAGCCAGUCUGCAGGACAUCCUGCGCUACUCUCCUUUCAAGACCAAGACUGAACUGCUGACUGAGAUCAGCGCCAUCACCACCACGUGGUCCACCGGCGCCACCGGCACGCGCAUUAUUAUCUGGAACCUGCGCAGAACGUCCACCGGGUCGUUGGAGUUUGACUUCAAGGUCGACCGUUACGACAUUCAAAUUCCGUCCGACGUGUACGAGGAGUUGAACCAAAGCGGCGAGAGGAUCCCCUCGCACGUUCCUGAGACGGUCUACUCGCUUCGGGCAUACUGCAGUAUUUUGUACCUGAAGCCUCGCAUGCACGUGAUGAUUCGAGGUCACAAGGUGAAAACGCAGUUGAUCGCCAAGAGUCUGGCCAACAGUAAAACGGACCACUACAAGCCCAUUUUUCUCAGCAAAAGAAUUCCCAUUAUUUUUGGCUACAACACCAAAAGCCGAGAACACUACGGAGUCAUGAUGUAUCACAAGAAUCGGCUCAUCAAGGCCUAUGAGCGGAUAGGCUGCCAACUAAAGCCCAACAGCAAAGGAGUCGGCGUCAUCGGGGUCAUCGAGUGCAACUUCCUGGAGCCCAUGCACAAUAAACAAAGCUUUAUUGAGAACGACAAGUACAGGAAAACCAUGGCCAGUUUGACAAUCAAACUGGACGAAUACUGCAACGAAAUCCGAUACCGGCUGACCAGAGACGACCCGGCCAAAACGGUGGAAGUCAGCGACAUCAGCAAGCGUCCUGAUCAGAACUGGGUGAUGUGCGACACCUGCAGGAAAUGGCGCAAACUACCCGACGGCAUCGAUUGCAACAAGCUGCCGGAGAGUUGGUAUUGCCAUAUGAAUCCGGAUCCUCAAUUCAGGAACUGCCAGGUGGAAGAAGAGGCUCAGGACUCGGAUGAUGACCAACCGUCAUACACCAAAACAUACAAGCAAAAAGAGCGGGAGGACAAAAAGAAAUUAAAGAGUAAACAGCAGGUGGAGGAGGAUCGGAGGCAUUGGGAAAAUCAGCACCUCGCUAAGCUGACGUUGGAAAACCAGGCUCUUCAACGCAAUGAAAAAUACCUCAAACGCAAGCUACAGGAAAAGAGCGUCCAGUCUCCCGCUGGAUCAUGGACAGACGCUUCAUCCGCCAAUGAGGCCAGCAAGUCCCCCAGUGUCGAUGCUUUUCCAGUCAUUUCAUGCGUGUACUCCAUGGCUGACUUGACCCCAAGUAGAAAAAGAAAGCUGUCCGACGAGCCCCGAAGAACGCCGACGACUCCCCGGCGGAACUCCUCCGUCGCUCCGCCGCCCGUCGACGCCGGCCCGACGAGGGACGACACCUCGGAAACGGACGACGUCUACGAAGUCAGCAGUUCCUCCCCCGUCCGCAAAAUCAAGAACGAAAGAGACGAGGAGAUCGCGAACGAAACCAGCGACGGGACCGUGCCGACGGCCGAGCAGGGGACGCAGUUUUCCGGCCGUGUUAUUAAGGAAGAAAGCGAUAGCCAAAUUCUCAGGAUCCUAAAUAUCGGCGAGCCUUUGUACAUCGAUAGCGAUGACGACACGGCGAAGGACGUGAAGCGCGAAGAGCCGGUAGCGAACAAUAGGGCGCUUUCGCUCAAUUCUUUACACCGAUCAAGCCAGACGGAGGAAACGUGGCCGGAUAAGGACUAUAAAAGCUUGUACGAAAAGGCCACGGACAAAAUUCAACAACUUGUGGGUAGCAGAGCUGAUUUAUUGGAAGGCGCUCAGAACAAAGAGGGACAGGAAGAGUCGGGCGACAUCACGCGGCAAGUGGACGCGCUCGUCCGGGAACUGGAUAAAAUGACCGACGAGAGGAAUCGGCUACGCUUUCAGUUGAAGAACGCCGAAAUAGAAAAGGCCAGCUUGUCACGGCAGUGCGAGGAGCUUCGCGCGAGGCUUCGGCAAGAAGAGCGGGAAAAAGACAGCCCUUUACAGAACGGCAAUUCAUCCGCCGCCUCCGAUCCCGACCACUUAAGCAGGUUGAUCGAGCUGCGGUACAACAUCGGGCGCCUUCUGGUCAACGAGGUGCCGUAUCUGGACCUGGCUCAGGUCAAUUACGAGUGCGAAGUCAUUGACGAGAUACUGGAUCAGUAUCUGGCCCGGAACGGUGCCGAUGGAACCGACGCGGCCUGCUCAAAGUGAACGACGUUUUAAUUCCCAGUCGGUGUCUGCAUUGAACUCUUUUGCGUGAUGAGAGACGUGCAACGACUGUGUCGCCGACUAGACGUCCGGCCCCUAGCACCGUCCGUGGCAGCCAAUGAGUAAAGAGCAGAUGCUUUGGCAUUGAAGAAUAUUCUCUUAAAAAUCAAUUAAGUUUUGACUUUUAUGUCGAUUCAUUGACUUUGACGGGAAUGUGGCCAGUCUGAAGCGCUACCUCAGCAAUACAACGAGAAAAUUGGAACACAAAACAAAAGCUGAGAUAAUAACAAUAUCAAGUGAUGGCACACUUUAAAGCGGUGGUCCCCAAACAUCCGUGGUCGCAAGCAUAUUGAGUUCUUCUCCAAUUGUGAAAGGUGUCUUGGCUUUAGCAAUACUCCUCGCCAUGAGGUACGACGCUUUCAGUGCAUUCGCUUUUGUUGCCUCGUUUGCUAGCUUUUAGCCACAUAUUAUGCAGAACGGACUUUUCUUCUUGCUCAGCAGCUGUCCAAAGACGUCACCGCCAACAAGCAGCUACGUUGACUGGCGCUGGGCUGCUAUACUGGACUGUCUCAGAAAAUUAGAAUACACAAUAUUCUAAUUUUUUGAGACAGUCCUGUUCUAAUUUCCUGACUGUCUCAGAAGAAGAGCGGGAAAAAGACUGUCUCAGGAAAUUAGAAUAUUGUGUAUUCUAAUUUCCUGAGACAGUCCUGUAUAUAUACACAGGACUGUCUCAAAAAAUUAGAAUAUUGUGUAUUCUAAUUUUCUGAGACAGUCCAGUAGGUGUGCAAACAACCCCAGUAAUUGCAGCCAACUACGAGAUGACGGCCUAUACAAAUACUGGAGGAAAAAAACUAUAGAAAUUGUUGUUGUUUUUUUAACCUCAAAUCUCAAAAUACAGUGGUAUGAAAAAGUAUCUGAACCUUUGGAAUUUCUCACUUUUCUACAUAAAAUCACCAAAUGUGAUAUGACCUUUGUCAAAAUUACACAGAUGAAAAAACGGUGUCUGCUUGAACUAAAACCCCCCUAACAUUCAUAGGUUUUCAUAUUUUAAUGAGGAUAUCAUGCAAACAAUGACAGAAGGAUGGAAAAUAAGGGACCUAACCCUCUGCCUAAGGAGACUUAAAAAGCAACUGAAAGCAUCUUUUAACCCUUAGAUGCACAAGUUAUUGGACCCUACACUCUUCCAUAAGUGGGUCAAAAAUGACCCAUAUUACAACCAAUGUGUUUUUAUGCCAUUUUGGUGAAGAAUAAUCACUUGUAUAUUAAUUGGUAUUAGGGCCACACAAGAAUGAUUUCACGCUUGAAAUAUCUUGAUUCAAUUAACAUUUUUUUUGGAGAAAAAAAAAAUUAUAAAAAAAAUAAAACGGAGCAGCAAGACUUUAUCCUUCCUUGUAUUUUAUCAUCAAUGAUGAAGAGCUCCCAUGCAUCUUUUUGGUGAGACAGCGGUGCUAAGCACUUGUGGAGGCACUGACCGAUUUCUGAGAAUAUUGGGGCUCUGUGUUCUGCCCUGGGUGGGAGGUCAUUCUAGUAAGAGCCCGACCAACUCAUUCUGUUGACCAUGAUUUGGACACUUUCUUCUUAAAGGCCACAAAAGUGGAAUCUUAUGAGUGAGUUGUUUUGACGUCUCCGCCCCAUUCGGCUGUUUCCGGAAUACUUUCGGAAAUGUUGGUAAUUUUCCAUCUGUUUUCGAUAAUUGCUCAUGAAUGUGAUUUAUUUAUUUGUUAACUUUAUUCAUAUUUGUUAUCUUGCCACAUAACUGUUCUAUUGAUAUCUCACAGCCCCUUAGCCAUACCGUCAAAAUCUCAUACCGGCACAUGCCUAGCUGCUACUGAUGGCGGACACCACUAGAGGGCGACGUUCACAUAUCUUGGAUUAGUCUAUAGAGUAGACAGGGUUAUUGAUGUGUCCAGAGCCACAUGCCAGAUUGUGGUCAUUAACAAAUGAUUCAUUAUUUCUCUGCAGCCCAUAAACAAAAGCGCCACAGACCGGCACCGGUCUGCGGCCCGGUGGCUGGGGAUCACUGCUUCAAAGGGUUUGUCGUCCUAACGUGUCGCCGGCUGCACAAAAUGGACUUUCCCUGAUGACUGCUCGUUUUCCUGUUUAAUUUUUUUAAGUAUUAUUGUUGUUUCAAAGAUGUUUAUUUUACGAAUCUACACUUCUGCUAUUGUUGAUUUUUUUUUUUUUUUCCACUGAUAAACUUUUCAUGAUACGACAUUGGGUUCCUUCUCUCAUUCCAUCUAGCGUCCGCAGCAAAGAACAUAAGCCCCGCUCCCUCCUUUUUAUACACCAGAUGAGAUAAUAUUGCUGCAACUCAUGGAAAGUAUGCCUAACAAUAGAAUAUAGAGAAAGCACGUUGCUGCAAUAAGCUUGUUAUUUUUGGUUUCGUGGACAGCGUGUGUCCCAUAAACCAUGCUAAGUCUUGUGCCAUUCAACUGGAGGUGUUUUUGGAUGAUUACUUCUACUUUAUUUAAUAGGGACAGUAGGGGUAUGACAAAAUAUCGAAAUGGUGAUAUAUCGUGAUACUUUGUAUCCCAAAAAGUUAUCGAUAUGCUCCUGCGAGAAUCGAGAUAUCAAUUUAAAAUGGUGUCAAUGUCUUUUUUUUAAAAAGGGAACCAACAAAUUGCUACCAAAAUCUUCCACCAUAAUAGUGUCUCAGAUAACUCUAAGGCUGCCUUGACAGUGCUUGACACCCAAUCCAUUUAGACUGAGAAUGUUCGUUCAUUCGAGGGGGAAAAUAUGGACUGGCACAUUCAGCAAGUGAAAGGGAUAAAUGUAUAUAAAUAAUAGGGCUAUCAAAAUUAUCGCAUUAAUGGGCGGUAAUUAAUUUUUUAAAUCAAUCACGUUAAAAUAUUUGACGCAAUUAACGCACAUGCCCCGCUCAAACAGAUUAAAAUGACAGCACAGUGUAAUGUCAGCUUGUUUUUGUUUGUUUGUUUUUUUUGUUUGUUUUUGGCGCCCUCUGCUGGCGCUUGGGUCCAACUGAUUUUAUGGGUUAGUACCAUGAGUGAGCACGGUGUAAUUAUUGACAUCAACAAUGGCGAGCUACUAGUUUAUUUUUUGAUUGAAAAUUUUACAAAUUUUAAUAAAACGAAAACAUUAAGAGGGGUUUUAAUAUAAAAUUUCUAUAACUUGUACUAAUAUUUAUCUUUUAAGAACUACAAGUCUUUCUAUCCAUGGAUCGCUUUAACAAUGUUAAUGCCGUCUUGUUGAUUUAUUGUUAUAAUAAACAAAUACAGUACUUAUUUACCGUAUGUUGAAUGUAUAUAUCCGUCUUGUGCCUUAUCUUUCCAUUCCAACAAUACUAAAAUAUGGCAUAUUUUAUAGAUGGUUUGUUAUGAUUAAUUUUUAAGCUGAAUAUAACUCGAUUAAAAAUUUAAACGUUUGACAGCCCUAGUAAAUCACUUAAUAAUGGUAGGGUAUAGUCUAUCCUUUCAACAUAUGGGAAGACAAUCAAAAUAACUGAACUCAUUGUAUAAUGCAAAUGAGGAGGCCUAAAAAUUGGUGGGGCCAAUUUGAGCAUCCUGAAAAGAUGGUAGUGUUAUGUCCCUAGUACUGUCCCUAUGCAAACCUACGCCCUUAGAUGGAAUGAUUGCUGCCGGACCCUCCCUCCCUCCCCCCAACUUGAACUGGACAUCCAUUGCCGUCAAUGGUAGCAAAACUUGCACAUGUUUGAAGACGGCCGAGGGCGCGCUGGUGUUUCUGAUUAACCAAAGCCAAGUGGAACCACUAGGAAAGAGGAAACAAUGCUUUCAUUGUUCUGCCAAAGGCCUUGUUUUCCCUCACUCAUUGUAUCUCAAGGAUAUUAAACAGAACUUGGAAAAAAUG
Corythoichthys intestinalis (scribbled pipefish) is the source of this 6498-nucleotide messenger RNA. RefSeq names its product MORC family CW-type zinc finger 3a (gene morc3a). Gene Ontology annotation, molecular function: zinc ion binding; ATP hydrolysis activity. NCBI's taxonomy places the organism in Eukaryota, Metazoa, Chordata, Actinopteri, Syngnathiformes, Syngnathidae. The record is from RefSeq and is a predicted model, not a curated record. Gene Ontology annotation, cellular component: PML body; nucleus. The coding region runs from base 43 to 2676 and encodes 877 amino acids. The transcript is spliced from 19 exons.